CCUCCAUUCUCUCUCCUCUCUUCUCUAUUUUAUUCUUCUUCUACCUUCCUUUCCCCUUUUGCUUUGUUUAUUCCCUCCCUCGCUUUUGCUCUUUUUCUUUUUUAUUUGCCACCACCAAACCCCCUCCCCCACCCUUUCCUCCCUUAUUCCAUUAUUCUUCCCUCUAUGCUCAUUGCCAAACUAAACGCAUGCAUUGGUGCGUUUGGUAAGGCAUGUGCCUUGCGCAAAUUUUCCUAUCUAUGUACGUCCUUAUUCAUUGCACUUGUUCUAUCCUGGCCGGCCGUACAACGAUUACGUGAUUCACUUUACACCACAUCCGUCCUGGCCGAUGCGGCAAACGAUCAGUUUUGGCAAUACACGCCCCACGUUCAACCUAUUCUUAAACAGCCUUCCAGCGACAUGCUUGCCGUAUACCAGGUUCGCAUAACCAAUCCCAACAACGAACCGGUCACUCACGAGCUGCUGGCUCGGGCCCGCGAUUGGCAGCUUGGUUUAACGACAUUCCAAGUGGACCUGAACAACAAGAAGGGCCACUCACUGUCAUUAAACGAUUUGCCUUAUUUUAAAUUAUACUCACCCUUUGGCACUUUAUGGCAAUACGACGAAAUGAUACACGACGACUGGCCAGCUUCGCUGAAUCGAUACAAUUCUACGUCGUCGUCACUCGACCCUCUCUCAGUCUUUGAAAAUGUAACGCUUGAUAAGCACGGCAAACUAGUUGGUGCUGAUGCCAUUGUCUUGACGGCACUUUUGCUGCGCAACAGCGACGAACACGUUUGGAAAACAGCCAUCGAACGUUAUAACGAACAUAUGUCUCCGUCUUGGUACAUUAAGCAAGCCAACGCGCCAGCAAUAACAUGGCAAUACAAGUUCAAGAUUCUUUUCCCGGAUUACGACAUACCAAUCAGUGUGUAUGCUUUCCUUUUGUCACACAUGGUCAUUUUCUUCAUUGUCUCGUCUGCCUUUGGAACGACACAGCUUGUAAAGUCCCGAUACGGCCUGGGUCUGGCUGCGGUGUUCACAUCCAUCACCUGUGUCACUGUCACUCUCAGCAUCCUCGACCGAUUCGGUGCGUCGCUUGAUGCCGUGCCAUGGUAUUUGUUUCCCCUGGUCUCCAACGUCGCAACGCUGGAAAACUCGUUUCUAUUGACGAAUGCCAUUGUCAAUGCCGGCUGCGACAUGCAAGUCAAGGAGAAGGUUUCGCGAGGUCUGCAAAGCGUUGGCGCUCCCAUGAUUGGUACGCUCAUGGCUGAACUGGCUAUCCUGGAAAUCGGUCGUGCCAUGGAGGUGCCUAUGAUCAAGCAGUUUUGUCUGUUCGCCCAGGUGGCUCUUGCGGUCGAGUUUUGUCUGGAAAUGACCUUUUUCAUGGCGGUUCUCUCUAUCGACAUUAACCGUGCUGAGCUUGCCGAUCUUGACGAUCGUCAAGUCUCCAAGCGUUUGCGAGAAUUAGCUAUCAGCAACGUAGAGGACGAUCAGAAACAAUCGCCUGAUUUUUGUCCUAUUCAGGACUCCAGCGAGCAUACCAGCUGCGCAGACUGCAAGGACUUUAAAACGCAUCGAGAAGUGAAUGCAUUAAUGUUAUGCAUGGUUAUCUUAGGCUUAAUGAUGUUUCAGUCCUACUUUGGACGAGCCACAGUUCCCUUUUGCCCGCCAUCGUCGUACCAUGUCGAUUUGAAGCAGCAAGAACUCUUGACGAAAACGGAACGUUUGCGCACCGUCUCGACUGAGUACUGGGAUAUCAUCAACCCCUCUCGUGAAACUCAAUGGCUUCGUGUCGAGCCGCCAUACCUUGCCACCUUUGGUAUGCCAGCAACAUCUACCGUCGAGUCGUUUGAAGCCGCCUAUCGGAACAAAGCACUGAGCAUCCAAGUAGCGCAGAGCAAGCGGCAGCCGCCAUCGAAACUUCGGAGCUUUGUGUUCACAUGUGCACGAAAUACCUUCCUUUUCCUCUCCAGCAUCAAUGUGCCGAGCCUUGUGCUCUGCAUUGUCCUCGUUGGCAUUCUUAUCUGGCUCACACCAGCCUACCGCGAUCAAUGGCUAAUCCCGCUGUUCAAAAAGAUCCUUCUGCGUGUGUUGAAUCCAAGCAUCAUCUCGUCCAACGUCAUUGUCCGUCGUUUACGCGAACAUUUCCGACAAGAUCAGGAAGUCAUUCACGUGGGUGCGAUUUCUGCACAAGAGCAAUACCAGAAACGCAACAGCAGCGUGGGCAACGUGUCGAUCAAAACGUUGUCGGGCCAACAUGUGGCUGACGUCCGUCGCUUUGAUGUCAAUGCUAAACACGGCAUCGUUGUCUCGUGCGGACAGGAUGAUCGUGUCGUUGCAUGGGACACUCGCCGAGCCAGACCGAUCACACAACUCAGGUACGACGGUGACAACGGCAGCACCAGAGCCAUACCUGCCAAAUGCGUAAAGAUCGAUCAAGGUAACAAGUGGAUCGCUGCAGCCCUCAACAAUGGCAUGAUCUGGGUGUGGAGUGCAUGCACCGGCAAAGUCACUCGCGAGUUUUGCAUCGAACGGGAUUAUGGCGAUAUCCAGCAACCUCAGCAGCAAGUUGUUUUCCGUAACCGACGAAACAACAAUAACAACAGUAGCAGCAGCAGCAGCAGCAGCAAUAAUGGCAGUGGUGACCCUCUGUCCAAGAAAAAGCGUCAUCUUGAUCGCGUCUUGGCUGUUCAGUUUAUCGGUGCCGUUGCUGAGUAUUGUCACCCCGUGGUUGCCGAAGUAGCAGCUAAAACCAAGGGCCAUGCCACCGUCAAGUCGCAAAACUACCUUGUCACUGCACACAAGAGCGGAAUGAUCCGCGAAUGGGAUAUUCUGUCAGGCGAAUGCAUGCAAACCGUUCCAUCAGGCCACAUGCGCGAUAUUUCAACUCUCCAUGUCGUCGAAGCCAAGGCACCCCAUCGGAAAUUAGGCGUGUCGUGGGUCUUUACUGCAUCCAAGGACGGCCGAGUUACUUGCUGGGAGCGACAAAUAGUGAAGCGACAAGACAUAACGAGCGUAUGGACUUGCGCGUACAGCAUCAAGGGCCACGACGGACACGCUAUCACAUCUAUUGCGACCGAGUUACCUGUCGGUGGCAUGGGCGUUUUGGUUACUGCAGCCAGCGACCGUUCAGUGCGUGUAUGGAAUUUCGAGACCGGCGCGCCCGUAUGCACACUCGCGGAAGCCUCGACCAAACCAGCAGCAGCCGCAGUGGACAGUAGUGCUGUGAUCAGCCAACUGGUAGUGACCCGAUAUUGCGAAGUCGAAAAGGGUCGGGGCAUGUGCAGAGGCUGUGACACGUGCUUUGGCAACGGAUUCUUCAUUGCAGCAUCUUCCACCGAUGGCAUCGUCGACGUGUAUCGUCUAGAGCGUGUGGGCGGAAGCAGUCAUAACGGAAGCUGUACGCUCUGCAGCAAAGACUAUCAUCGAAGUCAGUACAAACGCAAAAAGAAGUCGGGCGACUCUGGCAAUAACAGCAAUACUACCACUAGCACACCGACUCGACCACCGCGACGACGACAGCGUCAUCAAGCACACAUGAUACCCAAAUCGACAACAGCAGCAUCGGACGGAGACAACUUGCUAGAACUCCUAGACAUUGAACAACUGGCGGGCGACGGCGAAGAGAUCGAGCUUGUGCCAACACAUCUCGGCAAAAUUGACCAGCCCGCUGGACGAGGCCUGGCAUUCUGUGGAAGGAGUCGACUUUUAGCUGGCGUUCGACAAAAGGCAGGCACCCAUCAAUGGGAGGCAUGGUUUGCAUCCCUACAGUACUACGACUCGGCCAAAGAUCAAGAACGGAUACCCGUCGAGACAUUUGACCUCGACCAAGACAACCCAGAGACUGAGGAGGAACUCGACUCGUACUUUGGACUCUUUGGUGUUGAUCCACAAGAGAACACGAACGGUGGCAAUAGUAGCCGGCGACGGAGGAAAGACCAAAAGCAACAACGACAGCAGCAGCAACCGGAUGAAGAUUAUGAGCUGUUGCCGUUCUCGACGGUGCACCAUGUAUUACCGCUGGAUGGAACGGGUCUCGCAUGCGAUUUUGGCAAUUUUAUCAAGCUUAUAUACCUAGAAGACGAACAUAGAAAAAAGCAUCUCCCGUCAUGUCGAUGUGACGCUUGCCUUAAAACGAGAGCAAGCGAGGUACGAUGCUCCAUCAUUCCCAAUUGUCCUCAAGCAUCAGAAUGUCUAACAGCACGGCAACAAGCUGUGUAAAGAAAAGUAAAAAGAAAUAAAUAAAAAAAGUGUACAUAUGUCUUGCGAUUUCUUUUAACGAAAAUAAUUGUAACAUAAUAGUAAUGAUAG
Messenger RNA from Zychaea mexicana, 4293 nucleotides. RefSeq names its product sterol-sensing domain of SREBP cleavage-activation-domain-containing protein. Gene Ontology annotation, molecular function: protein binding; sterol binding. The coding region runs from base 166 to 4203 and encodes 1345 amino acids. NCBI's taxonomy places the organism in Eukaryota, Fungi, Mucoromycota, Mucoromycetes, Mucorales, Lichtheimiaceae. The record is from RefSeq and is a predicted model, not a curated record. Gene Ontology annotation, biological process: SREBP signaling pathway. Gene Ontology annotation, cellular component: Golgi membrane; endoplasmic reticulum membrane. The transcript has 5 exons.